This is a messenger RNA of Photinus pyralis (common eastern firefly), 2745 nucleotides long. RefSeq names its product cell wall protein DAN4-like. NCBI's taxonomy places the organism in Eukaryota, Metazoa, Arthropoda, Insecta, Coleoptera, Lampyridae. Bases 237 to 2603 code for a protein of 788 amino acids. The transcript has 3 exons. The record is from RefSeq and is a predicted model, not a curated record.
CUCGCAUCGCAUCACAUAAAUUUGUUCCAAUAGACCACAAUAAACAAUAUCGACAGGCAAUAAGAAGUAAGUGAAGAGAUCGUUAGUACUGAUAACACAAAUUGCGCAGCUUACAUCCCAUGUUCAACGAAGCGAAAUUUCAGAAUACUCAAGCAGACAAUUAACAAUGUUGAAAGCGAAUCUUCGGUGGGGUGCUCUUCGUCUCAGAUAACGAAAAAGGAAGCAAGUUGUUAAGUAUGGGAUUAAUUACUAACUUACAAAUUAUUUUACUACUAACAUGUAACAUAUUGGAAACGUCGCCUAUAAUCACACCCUUUCACUACCAUCAUUUUAGAAGAUAUAUUGAUUCUCCUGUAUCGGAUUGGGAGAUUGGUUUAAGAGAAGCGACAUAUAACGCUCUCGUACAAGAACGGAUCAUUAAACAUCCCCAUUUGCGUGAAUAUUUGUACAACGCACCUUUACUAGGACGCCAAGAUACCGCUACCCCAUUUGGUGACGUUACAAUAAUAGCCAGAGGUCAGUUGUAUUCUGCUCCUGGGGGUUUUCAAUUUAUUCAAGACCCUUAUCAGAAUGAUUGCGAUGGGUGCCAUAACACACCACUGCGAUGCGAUCGAACGCCAUGUGAGUACUGGGCUCCAGAAGCCCAUGAACGACUGUUAGCAUUAUGGACUAUCAAACGGAUACGACAUAGGGAUCCGCAUUAUGGAUUUAAAUAUGACAUCGAAUAUAAAAUUUCGCCCAUGAGUUCUGUUAGAGAUAAAUCGUUCAUUAGAAGAGGUGGUACUUUUGAUUACAAUAUUCCCGGUCAUAAAUUUGUAGUGCAAAAAUCACCUACAUCUAGCAUUGAAGAUUCAGACACUUACCCCGCAAACGUCCACUACCCCUUUUCAUCUUAUGAUCCAACUCGAUGGUACCCCCACAGCAAGGAGCAUGAUCAAAAUCAGUACCUGCCGCCUAUUCUUCCACCAAUUACCGAGGAAUACUAUGAUGGACAUCCAAAUAGACAUUACGGGCCAGAUGGUUACAAGGAUACAGUAUAUGGAUCAACUAUAGCUACCCCCACGCAAGACACCACGUACCAUCAUGACAAUACCAUCGGUACAUUAAGCACAAGACCUCUUCCUUUAAACACCACGAAACAUACACAAGAAGCAGAUUUUUUGUUUCCUAUACAUCAAACAACGAGCUAUAUGAGACCUCAUUUUCUACCCACCAAUCCCAAUUAUAAAGGAACACCAUUGAAAACUACUGUUCAAACAACAUUACCAGCGACUAAAGUUACUACUUUCUCUGAAAGCACGCGCUUUGUACAAUACUCUGAGCCUGAUCCUUUGUACAGUACGAGUUCAUCCACAACUACGCCACUCCCAUUUUCUACAGAGAAGCAAGAACCAUCUGCACCUUCAUCAUCGAUUACAACUAACUAUUACAGUUCACAAAAUACAGUCGAAGAUAGAUUUCCUUCGGUUUACGAUUACAUGGGGAUUGGUGAACAUGCCAUAACUGUAGUUACUCCUCCAAAUAUUCCUAUACAAAAUUCGACAAAUACUGAAACAACAAUUACGUCAACAACUGAAACAACUGCAGCAAGCACGCUACCAAAGACAGAAACAACUGCAGCAAGCACGCGAGCAAAGACUGACACUUCAACUGUUACAACAGAGUCGACACCAUAUGAAAUUAUAGAAACAUCUUCUGUAAGGGUAGGGAUUAUACCCACAACUCCGAAAUUCAGAUACAUUACGCGUAAAAGGGUGGUGUCUACCACUCCAAUCGUAAGCACUGAUCGGGAAGAAACCACCACACCCACAACUACUACCAUUUCAACUACACACCAAGAAAGUAAAGCAACGACGACUUUGAAACAUAGCUCACACCCAACAACAAUUUCCACCCCUCUUCUAUACAUUACCACAAAUCACCAUAAAAAAGAAAAGGAUUUAGAUGACGAGGAAUUUGAAGACGAAAUUUUUGGAAAAUCACAAACUGCGGCGAGAGUGGCGAUCACAAAGAAACCGAAAACUACACUCUCAACCGACUUGGAAGACAUAUUCGGUAGCCAGGCUGAGUAUUUUGAAGCGUACGACUAUGACAACCCGCCCACUCAACCACCCUUGCCAAAGAUAAUAUUCUCCAAUUUUUAUUUGGCAUCUACCGAACCCAACGAAACCACUCACGACAUGACAACAGGGGAAGUGACCGAAACGACCGCGCCUACAGUACCCCUUGAAGUACAGAACAAAACAACCAUUCCGAUUACGAGCCAAAGCUAUAUAACAUCGGUCAGUUUCGAGGUGAACAAAAAGAACGUGACCGAACCUACCGAUUUGGCGACGAGUGAAAGUUAUUUUGCGGUAGACGAAACAACGACCGAAAACGUGCACACGCCGCAUACCGGCCAGGUUUUAGAUCGGCUUACGAUGUCAGUAUUAAGUAAUGCGAAAUCUAUUAAUUAUUUAAAUCGCAAAAAUUCCAGUGGGCCGUUUAAGUAUGUUCAGAAAAAAGACAUGAGGCCGGUGAAGUUACCAAAAGUCCGUAAUUUGGAGACGAAAGGGGAAGGGAUUUCGCAACAAAAUAAAUCUCAGAAAACCACGAGAAAAUAAUAUUGAGUCAUUAGUUUUUAAGGCGCGGUUUGUUUAUAGCUGCAGAAUGGAUUUGUUGAGUGAAAUAAUAGCAUGUAACAAACCGAUUUUACUUUAAGAAUAUUUUUGUACAGUAUUUUGUAAUAAAAUAAAGUAAAAAGGA